AUGGAUAUCAAUUCCUUGCUCUCCCACGAUUCGAAUUCGAAGUCUUCCGCACCGGCGCCCAGCGCCGGUUCUUCACCAUCGGGCGCAUCGAUCCCGGCCGCAGGACCGUCUCACAAAUCAGUUCACCGUGCGCGUUCAGGUCCUGGUAGGAAAAACAAGACUUCUUCCCCGCUUGUGAAUCAAGUUCUUGUUUCCAAUGGACUGUCCGACACCACCAGCUCCGUCAAUAGUCCAGGUCUGACCGUGGGCGCUGCUGGGAAUGGGGCUUCGUCAGCUACCGAUACGGCGCCUUCGAGGCAGUUGCCCACCGGGAUGGAUACGUUGGCAGAUCUGGCGUCUAUGCAACAUCACCAACCUCAGCAACGUCAACAGACUCACAAGAAGCAAUCCCGUGCGCGAAAUACCCAGCAAUCCCAGCGUGCGGGCCGUCGGAAUCCGGCGAACAUGAUGAGAGCCGCAGACUUUCAUCAGAGCCAGCUCUCUCCAUCCACGAUCCACCCCCAUGUCAACCAGAUCAAUCAUAACACCCCGACUCCCCGCUUCUCUUUCGACCUGGCAAUGGCGGAUGGUCCCAGAGAGACCGCCCAAAGGAACUACGUCGAAACAUCUCUGGAUCCCGAUUCCCAGCUAUUAGCCACAGAGUUAUUCAACAAGAUUCAAGAAAACCCCCACACCUACGAAGCGCAUGUCAAAUUCAUUGGUCUGCUGCAUGCGGGAUUUGUCAACCAUGUUUACCCACCUAAUAAUCCCGAGAUACAUGGUGAUCCGCGACAGUACGAUCUCCUAAAAGACUUGAGAACCGCUCGCGAGGAAAUGGAUAAGCUCUUUGCUAUGGGAGAGGAUCUCUGGGCCGAAUGGAUUCAAGAUGAAAGUAUGCUUGCCAACACAGUCGAUGAACGGACCUCUGUGAUGGAGCUGUGCCAGCGAUCGGUCGAGGAAGAAUUUGGCUGCACUAAACUUUGGCACAUUUACGGAGAAUGGGUCCUGUAUUUGUUCAACGCUGCAAACGGAGAGCAGAGUGCUGGUCAGUGGACCGAUGAAGACCGCGCUGUUGGGCGGGAAGUGUUCACAUGGCAAACGGUACUAGACGUAUGGCAGCGAGCAGCAGAGGCAACGCUGUGGCGCAUCAAUAAUAGUCACCUUGUGUGGGAUCGAUUUUUAGAUCUCUUGGGGCAAGAUAUUAACAGAUCUCCGUCCCAAGAAAAGAUCAAUCAUCUGCGCAGUUUGUACGAAAUGCGACUGCAGACACCCCAUGCUACAUGGGAUCAAACCUUCCAGAGCUUCUCCGGAUUUAUCUCCACCUACUUUGAACCAAGCUACGAGGAGAUCAUGUCGGAAACGGUUGCCCAAGCAUCGACUUCAAAGAAAUUUUAUGCUGCACGGGAAGAAUUUGAGCACCGACUGAACAAGGCGCAGGAGUCUGGCGACAGGGCCCUCGAAUGGAACUUAUACCGGGAGUAUAUUGACUGGGAGCUGAGCCGUGAUCGUGAACAGCGCGAAUUCCACUUCGAGCUUGUCAAUGCUGUCUUCCAGCGUGCUGUCCUUCGAUUCCCCACAGAUGUGUCUUUGUGGGAGGACUACAUCAUGUUCCUCAUCGGCGAAUCCAUGCACGGCCAUCCUUCUACCUCUACAAUUGCCACUCUCGACCGAGCAACGCGCCAUUGUCCCUGGUCCGGAAAUCUUUGGUCUCAGUACUUGCUGAGUUCGGAGCGCGAAGGACACUCUUUUACCAAGACCUCAGGGAUCAAGCACCGGGCGACAAGUACUGGUUUGCUCGAUGCUGGCGGCAUGGAAGAGGUACUGAAAGUGCACACGACGUGGUGUAGCUACCUCAGGCGGCAGGCCUUCCUUUCUGACUCCACAGAUGAGGAUCUCGAUGUUGCCGAGGUCGGCAUUCGGUCUGCCAUUGAAAGUGUCCAAGAGCUUGGCGAAAAGAAGUACGGACGGACGUAUCAGGGCGAUCCUCAUUUCCGCUUGGAGCGCAUUUACAUUCGCUUUUUUAGCGAGAGUGGCAGUUGGGAUAACGCGCGCGAGACUUUCAAGAACCUCGUACCGCGGCGUGGCAACAGCUACGAAUUCUGGCUAACCUAUUACAACUGGGAGCUCCUUUGCUGGAGCAAUAUUUGUGCCCAAGGCGAUGGCACGGUCGACGUGACGAGACGGGCCCCCAAUCCUAGCUUCGCCACCGCGGUCCUCAAACAGGCGAUCAAGCGUGCAGACCUUGACUGGCCAGAGAAAUUGGCACAGGCAUACAUCGCUCACUGUGAGGAUUAUGAAGACGCAUUUGAGUUGCAGCUUGCUGUCAUCGAGACCAGAAAGGCCUUACGAGCCGCAACGCAGCAGCAGCAGCUGGAGCUGGAGCAGCAGCAACAGCAACAACACAUGGAGGCUACCGCUGCCGCCGAAGCCGCGUCUUCUUCCGAGAAGCGAAAACGGGAUGACGAGCGACACGCCAACGGCCAGCCGACCAACAAGAAAGCGCGUGCGGAUGGCGAACUCUUCGAACAGCCUGCUGCUGAGACGGAGCCUCCAGUCCGCGAUCGGGAACAUUCGACGGUCGUGGUUAAAAACCUUCCUCGGGAGACUAGUGAGCAUAACGUGCGCCAGUUUUUUCGCCACAUCGGCACUAUCAACGGUGUGAGAAUGCUUCCUGGGUCGGACGGAAAUUCCGACAGCUCCGUCAUUGAAUUUGAGACCAAGGACGAAGCUCUGGCAGCUCUGACGCGUGAUCAGAAGUCUUUCAAUGGAAACACCAUUGAGGUGACCAUUGAGUCGGGAUCUACAUUGUGGGUGACCAACUUCCCCCCCACUGCAGAUGAAAACGUCAUACGCGAUCUCUUCCACAAGUAUGGCACCAUCGUUGAUGUUCGCUUCCCCUCGCUCAAGUUCCAAACCAAGCGUCGCUUCUGCUAUGUGCAAUUCGCCACAGCUAGCAUGGCUCACCAUGCAACCGAGCUGAACGGAUUGGAGAUUGAAAAGGGUCACAAGCUUGUGGUCAAAAUAUCCGACCCGGCUCAGAAAGAGAAGCGGAGCGGAGCUAUGCAUGAAGGUCGCGAACUCUUCUGUAAAGGGUUCGACUGGAAGCUGAGAGAGGCUGAUGCUCGGGAUGCAUUUUCAAAAUUUGGAUCCAUCGAAAAUCUGCACUUGCCACUCAAUGCCGACGGCUCCCACCGUGGGUAUUUCUUCGUGGCAUACUCUACCAAGGAAGAGGCCGAAGCCGCACUCCCCAUGGACAAAGAGACCCUCGGGAGACGCCAGCUGGCCGUGAGCCUUAGUGGUAACACCGGGGCUAAGCGCAUGGCCAGUACGAUCAUUUCGCAAAUCGCGCCUGCGUCAUCAGCGUCCCCCCCUCCUGAGGCCAAUGGCGGCAAUUCCAAGUUGGUGGAGACGGUCGGUGGACGAGCUGAACGCACUCUCGCUUUGAUGAAUAUUCCGGAUACUGUCAAUGAUGCCCGUGUUCGCGCCUUGGUUGAGCCAUAUGGGCGGCUGGUCAAGAUUGUUCUUCGACCUGAUCAUCAAGGCGCGAUCGUUGAGUAUGUCGACGUGCACGAUGCCGGGAAGGCAUCCCUGGCACUCGAAGGAAAGGAAAUUGCGCCUGGACGCCCCCUUCAUAUUGGAAGUGUGGAGGAAAUGAAGCAAAUGCAAGCCGAGAAGAAAACAGACCGGGUCACCUCCAUCAAACCGGCGAAGCCGAAGAAUUCCCUUCAGCCCGCAGGCCCCAUCAAACGACCUCAGCAGCCGGGUGCUCGCGGUGGUCGCCGGGGCGGACUGGGCUUGAAGCGAGUGACCGGCCCAUCGUCUCAACCUCUCUCGACGCCAGCUUCCUCGGACAAGGACACGAUGGAUACCUCUGCCGACCACGACCAUGGAGAGGCUGUCCCGCCCAAAAAGAGCAAUGAUGACUUUCGUGCACUGCUAGAACAAAAGCGCGCCGAAUAA
Molecule: messenger RNA, 3939 nt
Organism: Penicillium oxalicum
Lineage: Eukaryota; Fungi; Ascomycota; Eurotiomycetes; Eurotiales; Aspergillaceae
Product: U6 snRNP complex subunit PRP24
Exons: 3
Coding region: 1-3939 (1312 amino acids)
Biological process (GO): RNA processing
Cellular component (GO): ribonucleoprotein complex; nucleus; cytosol
Molecular function (GO): protein binding; mRNA 3'-UTR binding; poly(A) binding
Source: RefSeq, a predicted model, not a curated record